This is a messenger RNA of Triticum dicoccoides, 4386 nucleotides long. RefSeq names its product leucine-rich repeat receptor-like serine/threonine-protein kinase At1g17230. Lineage: Eukaryota; Viridiplantae; Streptophyta; Magnoliopsida; Poales; Poaceae. The record is from RefSeq and is a predicted model, not a curated record. Gene Ontology annotation, molecular function: ATP binding; protein kinase activity; receptor serine/threonine kinase binding. Gene Ontology annotation, biological process: protein phosphorylation. The transcript is spliced from 3 exons. Bases 344 to 3652 code for a protein of 1102 amino acids.
CCACGCCCUUCCCCGCGCACCGCCUGCUCGGGGAAAUGCCAGCGCCAUGCGCCCACAGCACAGUGCACCUGCACGCCGCCCUUAAAGCUUCACUCCUCUGCUUACUGCCUCCCUCCCCUGCAGCUCCCACUCACUAGAUAUUGCGCUUGCGCUUGCGGGAGCGACCAGUGACCAGUGCCACCCACCUCGCCCAUGGCCUGCUGUUUCCUGGUGGCAUAGUCAUAGUGAGUGGGGAAGGAGGUCCAUGGCACUCUGUUUCUUGCCGCCAGUCUAGUCUAGCAAGUGUUUCGCUGUGCUGCCCGAGGCCCGAGCUCCUGCCUGGGUAAGGGUUUGUUUCUCGCGUAUGGCAAUGGUGACGGUGGCGCACUUCUUGCUCCCGAUUCUUCUAUUUGCCGUCGUGAGCUCGGCUGUGGCAGCGACGGAGCAAAAGGAGACCGAGGCGGCGGCGCUGCGGGAGUUCAAGCGCGCGCUGGUGGACGUCGACGUGCGCCUUUCGAGCUGGGACGACGCGGCGAGCCCGUGCGGGUGGGCCGGCAUUGCCUGCUCCGUCGCACGUGAGGUGACCGGCGUCACGCUCCACGGGCUCGGCCUCGGUGGAGCGCUCUCCCCCGCCGUCUGCGCGCUCCCGCGGCUCGCCGUGCUCAACGUGUCCAAGAACGCGCUGUCCGGCCCCGUCCCCGCAGGGCUCGCCGCGUGCCGCGCGCUGGAGGUGCUCGACCUCAGCACCAACUCCCUCCACGGCGCCGUCCCGCCAGAGCUCUGCGCGCUCCCGUCCCUCCGCCGGCUCUUCCUCAGCGAGAACCUGCUCACCGGCGAGAUCCCCGCCUACAUCGGCAACCUCACCGCCCUGGAGGAGCUCGUCAUCUACACCAACAACCUCACCGGCGGGAUCCCCGCGUCCGUCCGCACGCUGCAGCGGCUCCGUGUGGUCCGCGCGGGUCUCAACGACCUUUCCGGCCCGAUCCCGGUCGAGAUUAGCGAGUGCAGCAGCCUGGAGGUGCUCGGGCUCGCGCAGAACAGCCUCGCCGGGACGCUGCCCCGCGAGCUCUCCCGGCUCAAGAACCUCACCACGUUGAUCCUGUGGCAGAACGCCUUGACCGGCGAGAUCCCACCGGAGCUGGGGAACUGCACGAACCUGGAGAUGCUGGCGUUGAACGACAACGCCUUCACCGGCGGCGUGCCGAGGGAGCUCGGGGCGCUGCCCAUGCUCGUAAAGCUCUACAUUUACCGGAACCACCUGGACGGCACCAUCCCAAAGGAGCUCGGGAACCUGCAGAGCGCCGUGGAGAUUGACCUGUCAGAGAACAAGCUGACAGGAGCCAUCCCGAGCGAGCUCGGCAAGAUACAGACGCUACGGCUGCUCCACCUCUUCGAGAACCGCCUGCAAGGCAGCAUCCCGCGGGAGCUGGGCAAGCUGGGUGUCAUAAGGAGAAUAGACCUGUCCAUCAACAACCUCACCGGCGCAAUUCCGAUGGAGUUUCAGAACCUGCCCUGCUUGGAGUACCUGCAGCUGUUCGACAACCAGAUCCAUGGUGCCAUCCCUCCUUUGCUAGGGGCGAGAAGCACACUGUCGGUGCUGGAUUUGUCGGACAACCGGUUGACGGGCAGCAUCCCGCCGCACCUGUGCAGGCACCAGAAGCUCAUCUUCUUGAGCCUGGGGUCAAACCGUCUCAUCGGCAACAUCCCUCCGGGAGUGAAGGCUUGCAAGACCCUGACCCAACUCCGGCUGGGGGGUAACAUGCUGACGGGGAGCCUGCCCGUGGAGCUGUCGGCGAUGCAGAACCUGUCGGCGCUUGAGAUGAACCAGAACCGCUUCUCAGGCCCGAUACCGCCUGAGGUCGGCAAGUUCAGGAGCAUAGAGAGGCUCAUUCUGUCGGGGAAUUACUUCGUCGGACAGGUCCCCGCUGGCAUUGGCAACCUCACGGAGCUUGUCGCCUUCAAUAUAUCAUCCAACCAGCUCACCGGACCCAUUCCUCGGGAGUUGGCAAGGUGCACAAAGCUACAGAGGCUUGAUCUCAGCAGAAACUCCUUCGCCGGCCUCAUUCCUAAGGAGAUCGGCACACUGGUGAACCUGGAGCAGCUCAAGCUAUCAGACAACAGUCUGAAUGGCACCAUUCCUGCAAGUUUUGGAGGCCUUUCCCGGCUCACGGAGCUGCAGAUGGGAGGCAACCGUCUGUCCGGCUCUGUGCCGGUUGAGCUUGGCAAACUCAAUGCCCUCCAGAUUGCUCUAAAUCUCAGCUACAACAUGCUAUCCGGUGAGAUCCCAGCUCAGCUAGGGAACUUGCGGAUGCUGGAAUACCUCAACUUGAACAACAAUGAGCUUCAAGGAGAGGUUCCUUCCUCCUUCACUGAACUCUCAAGCCUCAUGGAGUGCAACCUUUCCUACAAUAAUCUUGUUGGGUCGCUUCCCAGCACCCUGCUGUUCCAGCACCUGGACAGCAGCAACUUCCUUGGGAACAAUGGCCUCUGCGGUAUCAAAGGAAAAGCUUGUUCACAUGCAGCCUACGCAAGCAAUGAAGCAGCAGCACGCAACAAGCGGUUUCUUAGAGAGAAGAUCAUCAGCGUUGCCUCUAUCAUCGUCAUAUUGGUUUCAUUGGUGCUGAUUGCACUUGUCUGCUGGCUCUUAAAAUCCAACAUGCCCAAGCUUGUAUCAACUGAAGAGCGCAAGACUGGGUUUUCUGGUCCUCACUACUUUCUUAAGGAGCGGAUAACCUAUCGGGAGCUUUUGAAAGCCACCGGGAGCUUCUCGGAGAGUGCUGUGAUUGGAAGGGGUGCUUCUGGCACAGUCUACAAGGCUGUCAUGCCUGAUGGCCGACGAGUUGCAGUGAAAAAGCUCAGAUGUCAAGGAGAAGGUUCCAGUGUCGACAGAAGCUUCCGAGCCGAGAUAACUACCCUUGGAAAUGUCAGGCACCGCAACAUCGUCAAACUCUAUGGUUUCUGUUCCAACCAGGACUCCAAUCUUAUACUGUAUGAGUACAUGGAAAAUGGUAGCCUUGGAGAGUUGCUUCAUGGCACCAAGGACGCAUACCUCCUGGACUGGGACACACGGUACCGGAUCGCCUUCGGGGCUGCUGAAGGCCUACGCUACCUUCACAGCGAUUGCAAGCCAAAGGUGAUUCACCGUGACAUUAAAUCCAAUAACAUACUGCUCGAUGAGAUGAUGGAGGCUCAUGUGGGAGACUUUGGUUUGGCAAAAAUCAUCGACAUUUCCAACAGCAGGACCAUGUCCGCUGUAGCCGGUUCAUACGGUUACAUUGCCCCAGAGUAUGCUUUCACCAUGAAGGUGACUGAAAAGUGUGAUAUUUAUAGUUUCGGGGUGGUUUUGUUGGAACUAGUGACUGGGCAAUGUGCAAUUCAGCCUCUUGAGAAAGGAGGAGAUCUUGUCAAUUUGGUGAGGCGGACAAUGAACAGCAUGACACCAAAUUCUCAAGUUUUUGACAGCAGACUCGAUCUCAACUCAAAGAGGGUUGUGGAAGAAAUGAAUCUGGUGAUGAAGAUUGCAUUGUUCUGCACCAGUGAAUCACCAUUGGAUAGGCCUAGCAUGCGAGAAGUGAUAUCAAUGUUGAUUGAUGCUAGGGCCUCUUCUUGUGAUUCAUUCUCAUCUCCAGCAUCAGAGUCACCUAUUAAAGAUGAUUCUUCCUUUAGGCUUUAGAGGCAAAUAUCUUCAGGCUUUUACCACUCAUCUAUCAAGGAAGGAUCCAUGGAUUAACUAAGUACAUAGCUAAAGACCAUCUAGUGUAUGCCUGAGCUUCGGGAUGGAACAGGAAAUCUAUCAUUCUGACCUAGAUUAACCAGAGAAGCAUUUGAAGUUGUAUACUCCGAAGACAGAUAAUUCAAGGCGCUCCUUCUACGGAACACCCCAGAUAGGCCGAUAGGUUCAGCUCCGACAGUCGUUAAACGGACCACUCGCGCCUAAGACUGAUACCGUAGCGAUAGCAGUGUACUGUACAUACUGCAAACAGCAUACUAACAUUUUUUUUUCGAUGAACAGGGAGGCCUCUCCCCGGUUCCAUUAACUCAGAAUGAAACCAUACAGCGUUGUCCCCUUACAUACCAGCUACUUGUCUCGAGAGGUUCAGGUUUUAUUACAAACCAGGCAUGACAGCAAGGCUAACAAGACUAGAAGAAAGGCAGAGGAAGAUAAAAACUGGCCUAAGGUAUGUCAGGCUACAAGAGUCCAGCAUCUCCGACCGCGCGACGGAACGUGACAGCUGCAGCUCACAUCAUGAUCGCGUCAACACCCUUUCUGAACUUGAGCGGGGGCGCCAGAGCCACCUGAGGAGACCAACAGAUCGCGGGCGUGGACACCGGGCUGAGCUCACCCUGUGCGUUCGGUUUAUUCGGUUUACAUGGUUCGGUUUAUAUGGUUUUUCGGUUUGUACGGUA